This is a messenger RNA of Salmo salar (Atlantic salmon), 5059 nucleotides long. It is a transcript of the gene syngr2b, whose product is annotated as synaptogyrin 2b. The record is from RefSeq and is a predicted model, not a curated record. Gene Ontology annotation, cellular component: neuromuscular junction; synaptic vesicle membrane. NCBI's taxonomy places the organism in Eukaryota, Metazoa, Chordata, Actinopteri, Salmoniformes, Salmonidae.
UACGUACGUAUGUGUAGGCGUCCUUCUACUUUCAGGAAACUCGUCGGCGAAAAAACAAGAAGGCGGUUGGUAGUCUAGCUAUCUGUGUUACAAGGAAGAUUCGUGGCUAAAUCAACGGUUGCUUGUCUUGUGACUUGUGCUGAACUUGAGCAACAGAAAUGGAGGAGACUGGGGGAGUUGGUGGCGCUAGUGCGUACGGAGCUUCGCUCGCAGGCGGUAGCUUCGACUUUCAGAAGUUUGCUAAACAACCGUACACUAUCGUGCGCUUCUUGAGUUGGAUUUUUUCCAUCGUGGUCUUCUCUUGCAUCACGGCGGAGGGAUUUGUCAACAAGCCACACAAACCCGAGGCGCAUUGCGUCUUCAACCAGAAUGACUCGGCGUGUCACUACGCUGUGGGCAUCGGUGUCAUAGCCUUCCUGGCCUGUUUUUUCUUCCUCUUAUUGGACGCCUACAUGCCGCUGAUGAGCAACGCAAAAGAGAGGAAGUACGCUGUCAUGGCCGACCUGGGAUUCUCAGGUGUGUGGACGUUCCUGUGGUUCGUGUGUUUCUGCCUCCUGGCUAGCCAAUGGAGUCAUACGCUUGAUGUCAGAGGAAUCCCCCAGGACGCCGCCCGCGCCACUAUCGCCUUCUCUUUCUUCUCUAUUGCCACCUGGGGAAUCCUAACCUACUUCGCUUUGGGGAGAUAUCGCCGUGGUGUUGCUGAUGUCACCCAGAGCAUCUACGCCGAGCCUCCGCCGGAGCAGCACACCCCUUACCCUCCGACCUAUGCCCCCUCGGCCUACACCCCCACCACCUACUCCCCGUACCCUUCCAGUGCGCCAGACGACUUCCAACAACCCCCCUUCACCCCCAGCACCAUCACCUCCACCCAACCCCAGGGGGACUACCAACCCCCCAACUACUGAGGGGCUCCGCGGUGAAGUUUCCCCUAGGUACAGAUCUAGGAUCAGCUUCACUUCCCCCAUUCCUAACCUUAACCAUUAGUGGGGGAAAUGCAAAACUGACCCAAGAUCAGCAUCUAGGCCAAGGGGCAAUUUCACCAUACUAUUACUGGGAUAGAAGUAUGGAGAAAGGAGGUGGAAGCUCCUUAUCACCAGACCUGGGUUCAAAUACUAUUUGAAAUAUUUGUUUUGCUUUUGUCUGUCUGCAGUGCAAGGUAGGUGGAGUUUGCACUCUGUCAACUUUUAUAUUGGUUUAAUUUGCAACAGGGAAACUGGAUGAAAGCACAGACCGAUAAAGUAUUUGAAAUGGUUUUAAAUAGUGUUUGAACACAGGUCUGCUUACUACUAAUUCAGUGGAUGAUGUGGUUAAAGGGAGACUUCUACCCUGAGACGGGUGCAGCUGAGGGGGAGGGGCAAUAGUCAGAGCCUGGUCACAUGACACUGGAGCUCACAUGAUUUGGGAUAUGUGAAAAACGGCCAAUGAGAGCUCUCGUGGGAGGGGCAAGUACUUGCUUUAGCUAAUCGGUGUGCUUGACCUCCCCCCUCUCUGUUCAGAACUCUAGUCCCCUGCUUCUGUGUUCCAGAAGGAAGGAGAAUGUGUAUCUGUCAGAGGAGGUUGGUGGGAUGCGCUAUAGGAGGACUUCCUUAUUGUAAUGGCUGGAAUGGAAUAAAUGGAACGGUAUCAAACAUGGAAACCACAUGCUUGACUCGGUUCCGUUUAUUUCAUUCCAGCCAUUAGUGAGCCAGUCCUCCUAUAGCUUUCUCCCACCAACCGCCUCUGGUGUCUGUACAUACUAGAUAUUCAUAGUCGAACCGCCAAUUCUUUGAAUGGCUGUAGUGUCUUUUUUUUUAAACAUUUUAUCUUUUUGUUUUCAAUUUAGCACAAUUAUAUUGAUGAUGACAUGCAAGCACAAUGUUUUAUUCAAUGUCAAAAAAGUAUGUUUAUUUAAUUGACCAGUGUAUCAUGAGACUACUGAAUUCUACAGGAUAAGCCAAUUAUAAGCCAAAUGCCCAAGAAAGCCUUAUUAUUAAUGUCCUAUGCAAACUGCUGGGUUUUUGCCCCACUUCAGGAGCCGUAGACAGACUUUGUCUGUGUCCCAAAUGGCACCCAAUUCCCUUUAUAGUGGACUACUUUUGACCAGGACCCAUAAGGCUCUGGUUAAAAGUAGUGCACUAUAUAUAGGGAAUAGGGUGUCAUUUAGGAUGCAGUAUACAAGUCCUUUUUCGUAACUCUUUAACCCUGUCUAUCUGAUAACAGUCAAGAUAAAGCCAUAAAAAGCUUAAAGAAAAAAAACACAUUAAACCACACGUUAAACCGCCCGUUGUAAACACAAGGCAUGUUUGCUCAACUGAUCUGUGUAAUAUGCAUGUUCCUAUCUAGUCAUUAUGUAUUGAUUGAGUUUUCAGUCAUCUUUCAUAUGUCUACUGUCCACAAAAACUAUAGCAACUGGAUGGGUGGAAACCAGGCUGUAACCAGGAGAUAAAUUAGUCCCAAUUCUCCAUCCUUCUCCCAAAGCAUGCACUGCACUGGCCUACUUUUUCCCCCUAUGGCUUUGACAAUGGUGGAAACUCCCUCCAGCCAAUCCUUACACCAGUGCUAUGCUUUUAGAACCAUGUGCACUGGGAAAGGGUGGAGAAUGGGAACAUAAGUCUUCCACUGCCGCUAGAUAAAGCCAUCUAUGGUUUGUAUUACUUAGUGGGUUUCCUAUCAGUCUUUCUGAGUCUGAGACCACUCCCUGCUUUGUACUACUAAAGGUAAAAGUACAGUAAUUCAUGAAUAAAUCCUCUUACUGCCAAGACUGACUUCAGGAACCUCAGUGCAGCAGCUGGGUCAUGUUCAUUAGGCACCAAAAUGGAAGAAAAACCGUCUAUAUAUGAACAUUAACAAACACACAAUUACCGAACUUCAGAAGCUAUUUUGAAUACAUGUUCUUGGUCCUAGAGUCAUUAAAUGUUCAGAGUACAUUGAGGGGAGUUACUGCUUUCAAAACAAGUAAAACAGUUGGAAGGUUUUCAUCAGGCAAAUGCUUAGUUUGUUUUUCCAUUGCAAAAAGUUUUGCUGUGGUGUGCAGUAAUGAACACGACCAAGGGCUGCGGCUGUAUAGCUCCUGUCCACCAAGGUCCAAGUGUGCUUUGGCACUUCAUAGAUUACUACUUCAAACCAUCUGACUGACUUUAAAUGUAAAUCAUACAGGACUAACUUAAGCACUUGAUAACAAUACAAUACUUGGGAUUUCAUCAAUUGCUUCUUUAAAGUGGCAAUCUGCAGAUACAUUUUUGGAUGUAUUAAUGAUAUGUACCAAUUGAUUCUUGAAGAAUAGAACUUAGAAAUGCCUCAUGAGGUUAGUUCAACUGUUGUACCCCAUCAGAACCCAAAAUGCUAAGCUUGUUUUACUCCAAUGUUUGUAAACAAAGUAAAUGUAAACAAACCCUAUUUAGCCUCAACAUGGUUAACUAUCAUUUUGAUACCAUGGAUGGUCAGUCCUCGUAUCCAUAACUCUAUGAGUUUGAGCCCCAUCCCUCAGCUUUUUACCGAAACAGGUGGGGAGACGAUUUGUUAUUGUUUCAACUGCUGAUUGGCGCAUUAAAGGAGAAGACUGAAAACAGCAGACGAAGAAUGGCUUCUAUGUAAAUGUUAUGCACUUCUCCUUAACAAGAACCCUGGUAUACUUUGUUGACGGUGCCUUAGACUUACUGUAUGUAAUGUUGACACCAUGGUGACCUUGAGUCCACCAUAGACAAGCAUAUAUGUACAUAUUCACAUAUAGGUAGGUAAAUGUAGACACACACAUAAAUAAGUUGUGUUUAUAUAAAUCAUUGGAGUCCACUUGGUCAAAGGGAAGACCUCAUUGGUUGUGUCCAAAAUGUCACCCUAUUCCCUAUAUAGUGCACUACACUAUAUGGGCCCUAGUCUAAAGUUGUGCACUACAUAGGGAUUAUAGUGCCAUUUGGGGCACAGGGUGUAUUUAUUAAAUGUGAGUGAUGCUACUUUGCUAGGCUAGUAGUGGAAACAUUGUGGGAGGGUGGAAACGCUCCCUCGGUAUUUAUAUGUAUACAGGACAGUGGAGGCUGCUGAGGGGAGGACGGCUCAUAUUGUCUGGAAUGGAAUGGUAUCAGACACGUGGUUGUCUCAUGUUUGAUUCCAUUCCAGACAAUAUUAUGAGCCGUCCUCCCCUCAACAGCCUCCACUGAUAGUGUCACCAACCAUUUCAACUUUUCCGCUAGUGCCUGUGUAGUGUCCUUCCUACAGAAGGCUCAAACGCGAUGGCGUAUACACUCUCUUUGCCCAAUCAACCUCCUCAAACUGUCCAUAUAUUUACAUUAUAAAACCUUGAACAAAUUCAUUUCAAGUCAUGAUGGCACGCACUUGAGCAAAAACUGAAGGGCAUAUUCAGGAUUAUCAAACUGUUGCCUUGUGUUCAUAAAUGUCAGCAGAUGUGUAUGGGAGAUGAGUGACGUUGCAAUUUGUUGUUUGCAAUCCUGAACAUACCCCCUAGACGUCCAGCUUGGCCUAGUAAGGGAGCGUCUACACAGGCAGCCCAAUUCUGAUCUUUUGACCAGUGAGAUCAGAUCUUUUGCCAAUAAUUGGGCAAAAGAUCAGAAUUGGGCUGCCUGCAUAAAUGCAACCUUACUGUUCAAAUGAAACCUCACCUGUUAGCAACCUUUAUCUAUGAUUGAUAACCAAGAGUUCUGUAUGUGAUUUGUAGUUUAGUAUUGGGACUGAGUUAAUUGAUUGCAUUUUGUUUUCUGUAGUUGUAGGGGUGAUGUGUAUAUUUCACUUUUUGUCCAUUGUUUUGUGUUACAUCAUUGGUUAUGUGACUGAUUUACCAUUUGAUCUCCACCACAGAUCUAAAUGAAAGUGUAGAUUUGAGUUUCUCACUUAUUUUACAUUUAUGAAGUUCAUUUGCAAAUUCUGUGUCACACUUCCUUAUAGCUUUAAUGCACCAGAAACCUGUUAGUUCAGUUGUGUUCUAUUGAAUCCAUUGUUGUAUAAUUAGGAAGUGCCUUUCAACAGCAGCCAUGUUUGUGAUGUCACAACGUUCUAAUUCAAUUUCUGUUCUGUCUAAAUGAUGUGUGUGUCUGCGUGGGGCAGAAUAAAAUCUGCCUUGAAAAGCCAA